AUGGGAAGAGGUGAAGAUAGGAUCAGCAACUUGCCUGAGUCUGUUCUUCAGAGCAUCCUCACAAUGAUGCCUCUGAAAUCAGCAAUCAGAACCGACGUUCUCUCCAAAAAAUGGCGAAAUCUAUGGAAAUACUCUCUCUAUACAGCCACCGCACUGGACUUCGGUGACGACUUGGCCAAUAAUCUUUCUGCAACUGACUUUGUGGAAACAGUUAACAGAUAUCUAUCACUUCAUGCAUCUAAGAAGCUGGAAAGGUUCCAUCUUUUCUUCUCUCCAUUUGAUUUGUUUGCUUCUGAUAUAGAGAGGUGGAUAAGUUAUGCAAUCGGUAAAGGUGUUAGAUAUCUUGAUAUAGACUUAUCCCAAGGUGAAUUCAGCCAUGGAAGAAGCCCGUUUGACCUUCCUUCUCUAUUUGAUUGUGAUACAUUGAUUGAUUUGAGCUUAUGUUGCUGCAAUUUCAAAUCUCCUUUGAAUUUGAGCAAUUUUGGUGGCUUGCAAUCUCUCUCACUCAGUCAUUCCAAUAUCAGUGAAGAAAUGCUUCAGACCAUUCUCACUGAAUGCUCUCUUCUUGAGAGCUUGAGUCUUAGGAGCUGUAAGCAACUUGGUGCUAUUAGCAUUAUGGUUCCAAAUCUGAAACUCAAGAGGUUGAUCAUUAGGGAUUGCCAAUCAUUCGAUUUGUUGGAGAUCAAUGCACCAAAACUUCAAUCUUUUCACUACUUUGGAAGAUUAUGUAUUCAAACUAACUUAUUGAACAUCUCAUCACUGAAAGAUGUAUCAAUCUGUUUCAAUACUGGAGGAACAUGAGCUUAUUAUCAUACAUUUCAAUGGGGACAUCCGAUCUUGGAUGGUUUAUCAGAGGCGUGGCCGCCGAUCUACAACCACGAUCGAGUCACUAUAUUUUUUAUUUAUGUAUUUUC
Dendrobium catenatum is the source of this 914-nucleotide messenger RNA. Its product is annotated as F-box/FBD/LRR-repeat protein At1g13570-like. The record is from RefSeq and is a predicted model, not a curated record. NCBI's taxonomy places the organism in Eukaryota, Viridiplantae, Streptophyta, Magnoliopsida, Asparagales, Orchidaceae. The transcript has a single exon. The coding region runs from base 1 to 801 and encodes 266 amino acids. Gene Ontology annotation, molecular function: protein binding.